CUUACAGUUAGUACUAUCAUCAGUCAAAAACAAAACAGAAAAUUAUUAAUAUUGUUCAAUUCUAUUUCAGUUCCAUCUAUCCGAAACUACAAUAUUCAAUUAAAGUCUAUUUAAAAAAAUAGUGUCUUCUAGAAAAACUAUGUACUACUGAAAACACCAAUAUAAUAUUAAAUUAUGUUUGUACGGAAUGUUUGGUCUGCGGCAGAGUUAAGGUUUUGUUGCAAACCCAUGUUGCUGAAGAAGCCUAAUAAUAUUGGAUAUGCUCAGUUCCAACUAAGACAACCUUUUCAUAAUUCGCGGCGCGGUGCACGACGGCCAACUAUUGAACCAAACCCACUAGAAAUCCCACAAAUUGAAUCGGGUCCUUUAAAUGCUAGUUCAUUGGUAAAACCACUUCUUUUUACUGUAGGGGUAACAGGAGUAAGUUUAGCUGGCUGUGUUAUAUGGGAAUAUGAAAAUGUUAGAUCUCAUGCAAAAGCUUUUCUUAAAAGACCAAAUAGCUGGCUCAAUUCCCAUCAAAGGCGCAACCCUCAGAAAUCUGAGCCAGGUCCAAUUAGACAAUGGUGGGAUUCAUUAAGAACAAAUGAAAAAGUAUUUUAUCCUAUCCUUGCCGGUAAUUUAUUAGUUUUUGGAGCCUGGCGUGUGAGAGCUUUACAAACUUUUAUGAUCAGAUAUUUCUGCUCAAAUCCCUCUGGUAGUGCAGUGUGUCUUCCUAUGGUACUAUCAACAUUUAGUCAUUAUUCAGGAUUUCACUUAGCUGCCAAUAUGUAUGUCUUGUAUAGUUUCAUGCCAGCUGGCAUUGCAGCAUUGGGAAAAGAGCAAUUUGUAGCAAUGUAUAUGAGUGCUGGUGUAAUAAGCAGCUUUGCCAGUGUUCUGUACAAAGUUAUGGUAAAUCAGCCUGGUCUUAGUCUUGGUGCGUCAGGAGCAAUCAUGGCAGUGUUGUCUUAUGUAUGUGUGCAAUAUCCUGACACCAAACUGAGUAUAAUAUUUUUGCCAAUGUACACCUUUGCUGCUGGCACUGCAAUCAAAGUUAUUAUGAGUGUUGACUUAGCUGGAGUUGUCUUGGGAUGGAAAUUUUUUGACCAUGCAGCUCAUUUAGGUGGAGCAUUAUUUGGCAUGGCAUGGUGUUAUUGGGGCGGCCUACACGUCUGGGGUAAUCGAGAUAAGUUUCUACAAUAUUACCACAACUUUAGAAAGGAUUCUAGAUAGUAUUAAUUCAAACUGAACUGUUUACAAAACCACUAUUGUGACUUCAUGUUUCAAAUUAUUUUGAUAGAUUAUAUUUUAAAUGGCAUUGUUAUCAAUAAAACAUACUAACAGUUU
Molecule: messenger RNA, 1323 nt
Organism: Pieris brassicae (large cabbage white)
Lineage: Eukaryota; Metazoa; Arthropoda; Insecta; Lepidoptera; Pieridae
Gene: rho-7
Product: presenilins-associated rhomboid-like protein, mitochondrial
Exons: 9
Coding region: 175-1209 (344 amino acids)
Cellular component (GO): membrane
Molecular function (GO): serine-type endopeptidase activity
Source: RefSeq, a predicted model, not a curated record